Linum trigynum is the source of this 6310-nucleotide messenger RNA. Lineage: Eukaryota; Viridiplantae; Streptophyta; Magnoliopsida; Malpighiales; Linaceae. The record is from the annotation of a GenBank genome assembly.
CCCUUGAAGGAUAUAAGAAGACUGAUCAAAAUUAAGUUUUUAAAAUUGAAUGAACUUCCAAUUAAUUAAAGACAGCAACUUAUAUCCUAAUUUCUUAGAUAAUCACUACAAUUUUCUUCUUUUUUGUUCUCCUUUUGUUUUGUCUCUUCGACCACUGGCAAACAAACUAAACCAAUCCCACGAAUGCACAGCUUUUUAUUAAUCACUUCCAUUCUGUUUCAAUAGUCUGGUUACAGAACAGGAAACCGAGUUUAAUGGAUGAUAUCAAUUAAUUAAGUAUUUAGUUAAUUAAUGUUCCAUUCCAUCAACAUCAGGCCUGGUAAUUGUUGUCUUGUAGCCAGCUCUUUCUUUUCAUCAUCGUCAUAAAAGAAAUUGUUCUGAAAUUAAGUUUGAUUGGGUUGUCAUAAUUAUCAGUUCAAUAAUAAUAAUAUUAAAGAAAUUAAGGCGCAUAAUCUUAUUAAUAAUACUUUGUCACUUAUACACAAUAAUAAUCUUCCAAUAACAACAUUAUAAUUUGAACUAAAUAUCUCUAUGCUCAAAAAUCGAAUACGUAUGCCGAUGAUCACCAAUAAUCUUCCGUUUUCAUGCCUGCUCUUCCAAAAUGUAAUUUUCAUGGUGGGACAUGGCUUAGGACUUUGGUUUCAUCUAUAGUCUCAACUCUCAAGUUCCACCAAGGAUAUAUCCAAACAUGACUUUGAUGUCACAUUCUAGCUAACUAGCUAGGGUUUCUUUUGAUUGGGGCACAUAUAAUUUGAACAUUUUCCAUUUUCUAUGGGGGAAACCGCUUAACCAUGUAUCCUAGCUAUAGUUUAUUAAGAUUAUAAAGAAUGAAACAAGCCCCAUAAAAAGGGUGUUGGGUUCUUCAAAGUUGUCUAGGGUUAAGGAACUUAGGGUUCUUUGGCCACCAAUACUUUCCCCUUUAGUUCUUUGUCCUUCCCUUUUUAAUUCAUUUCCCCCACUCUUUCCAGUUGAAAGUGAAAUUUGGACCACUUCAUGGGUAGCAGCCAAACACUGUUCACAUAUGCAAAAUGAAUAAUUGGUGUUGGUUCUAGCUAGUUUAAAAUGGUUUCCCCCCUCUAAUUUGUUACCUAAUUUUAAUUACGUUGGGAGAGGAUCGAGAGCAACACCUAACCAAACACAUUUUUUAAUCGUAAUAAAUGUACUUAAGUCUUCUACGACGUCUUCUACUUUGAGCAAGUGCGAUCCAUAUUUUUUUUCCUAUCGUAAUGAAUGUACCUGAGUCUCAUAUGUCCUCUACUUUGAACAAGCACGAUUUAAUAAUUAGAAGUUACUCGUAAAAGUUACUCUGAUGGACCACUGAUCAAACAUUAAAGUUUAAUCACAAUGUGAGAACCAACUACUUCAGAGUUUGUUCCCCUCUUUGGCCACCAUCUCAUGAAGCUAGCACAUAACUUCACCACUUCCCACAACAUCAUUCAACAUACCCACCUCCUUAUUCUGCACCUCUCCUCUCCCAUAAUUGGUCUUUCUUUUGAUGAACUUUUCAUGGUAUAUAUCCAUCCUGAUCUCCUUCUCCAUCAAAUAGAUUGAGAUGGUUUACAUAUUUUCUUAGAUGAUUCUUAAAUAUAUAUGUAUGCAAGAAGACCACAUAUUGUUUAUGCACGGACCUUGGCGACGGUAAGAAUUGGAUGUGUAGGAACCGAUUGAUAAGAUCCAAAAAAAAAAAAGGAGAAUUAAAUUAGAACCAACCUGCAUUCUAGUUUCACGAAUAUCCUUAUAUUUUUAAAAAAAUUUAAGAUGAGAAUAGAAAACAACAUUUAAAAAAAAUUUCAUUAUAAAAAUGUAACGAAAUCUCAUAUGUCUUCCACUUUGAGCAAGUGAGUUCUAAGUUCUCACUACUCAUAAGAUUACCUCAUGGACCACUUAUCAAACUUCAAGAGCAAUUUGAUAGCCCAUUUUUCCUAGUCUUGUUCUCUUUUUGACCACCAAGCACAGAAAUACUCCACCAUUUCCAACAACAUCAUUCACCAUACCCACCUCCUUCUUUCUCAACUCUCCUCUCCCAUAAUUAGCCUCUCCAUGAUACGUUUUACAAUACAUAUUUAUCACAUAAACAUCUUUUCCAACAACUCAGAAAUUGCAUCACGUAAUGUUUUGUACAUGAAUAUUAUAUAAUGUAGUCAGUCAAAUAUUGUGUUAGCUAUUGAUGAUAUAUUAUGAUCACGGUUGAUGUACAUUUCGAUAUACGUCUCUAGUCUCCACCUUAAUGAAUAGAUAGACAUAUUUUUAACUAAGCUAUCUACCAAAAUUGUACAUACAUAUAUUGUCAAGUGCCAACACAAAAUUAACGAAUCUAAUAUGAACCGACACGUUAGACUGACAUGCGUGCUCUCUAACUAGGUAUACAAAAAAAUUCCAAACUUUGGAGGCUUUUAUAGCUGUAUUACAAUCUUUUUAUUGACACCAGACGUUUCCCCCCUCAAACAUUUUUUUUUUAACGUAGACAAACCGAGCCAAAACUCGGAUACAUAGUCAGAGAACAGUACAAAGCCGCGAGCGAAAGUCGACUAAUCGUCGAACUUCCUGAGACUUAAGUUAAAUUUGCAUGGUUGGAGGACUGAAUAUCAAAGUAACUUCUUAUCUAGUGAUUAAUUUGUAACUCUACAAAAUAUAAUGAUGAACCGGGAAAAAACCCAUUUUAGACCCGAAAGGUCGAAACCGAGCCCGAGAGAGAGAGAGAGAAACUGAGAAAGAGCGGGAAGUUCACAUCAGUUUUCGUAUGAUCUUUUCUCUCAUUCACAAGUCAAACACCGCAUUGACCAAAUGUCUCACCACGUCAACCCUCCGUCCAGCCCCGGCCUCGUCUUCUUCUUGCUUCUCCAUAAUACCUACUUAUUAGGCUCUACUCCCUUCUCAUCACCAUUCACCAUCUUCGUCUUCUCGAUAUUGGAAUCAGAACCAGAACCAGAACCAGGUAUGCUUUCUCUCCGCUCUCUGCUUGUGUUAACUCUGAGUUAUGAACUACUUCUCCUACUCCGGAUGUUCACGAGAGCCGAUUCACGAUCGCGCGCGUUUCUUGAUCUCUUCCUUUCAUGAAAGAAUUCACCGUCAGGUGAAGUUCCCUGUCCCUUCCGUCGGCAUUUCCCGUGUAACGCCGAUUCGGUCAAUCGCGCUGGCGGCGGGAAGUGACGGGGAAUGAGAGUCCAAGUGUUCCACGAUCUGGAUUGGUUUCGGAUGCUUGAUUUCGCUUGAACUGAUUUUCCUUAGUUCUCUACGCUGCUCCAUGGAGUAUUAGGGUUUCAGAAUUGCAGUUUUCUUUAUUUUGUUAUGAGUUCUUGAUCUCUUCCUUCCUUUAACAAUUUCACCGCCCGACGAAGUUUCCGUAUCCUUUCCGUCGUCAGUUCCGUGAUAAGUCUUCUUUGCUGCGGCGAUUAGGAACAAUGGCGCUGGUGGCAGGAAGUGAAGGAAAAUGAGAAUUCAAGUGUUUCCUCGAAUUGGACUGGUUGCCGAUGCUUGAGUUCAUUCAAUUGCUUAUAUGUUUGUUUUCCUUGCCGCUCCGUGGAGGAUUGCGAUUUCUUAGUUUUCUAUGAGUUCUAGAUCUCUUGAGCAAUAUCAUUAUCACUGUCCGGCGAAGUUCCCUUACCUGUUCCGUGAUAAGUCUUCUUUGCCGCGGCGAUUAGGACAAUCACGCUGGUGGCGGGAAGUGAUGGAAAACGAAUCGGAUUGUUCUGUAUGCUGCUACAUGGAUGAUUAGGGUUUCAGGAUUGGGAGUUUCUUGUUUUUUCCCCCAAUUAUUGAGGUAGGAAUUUAGGUGGAUUCUGAGUUGUUAGGGCGAAGUAUCCUGCCUUGGCGAUAAUGCUGUUACUCUUUAUUGAUCGAAGCUUCACAGUACCUAGCUUCGAUGCGCAGGUUAAUCUUGGCAGAGGCAUUGCUGGCCUUGAUUUUCAGUAACUAGGGGCAGGGAAACAUGGAGAUCGAGCUAGAACAAGGAUGGGAGAUUAUUGAAAGGGGGAUUACUAGGCUGAAGAACAUCCUGGAAGGACUACCGGAGCCAAAGUUCAGCUCUGCCAACUACAUGGAGCUAUACACUACCGUCUAUAACAUGUGCACUCAGAAGCCUCCUCAUGAUUACUCUCAACAGUUGUAUGACAGGUAUAGGGAGUCCAUUGGAGAUUACAUUAAUUCAAUGGUAUUACCAUCCUUGAGGGAGAAGCAUGAUGAAUUCAUGCCGAUGGAGCUUGUGAAGAGAUGGGAAAACCAUAAAGUUCUGGUUAGAUGGCUAUCUCACUUCUUUCAUUACCUUGAUUGGGAAUUUAUUCCCCGGAGGUCACUUCUGCCGCUUCGUGAAGUUGGGUUCAUUUGCUUCCGCAACCUGGUGUACCAUGCCUUCUAUCGGGAUCUUAGGGUUUGGGUACUUUCUUUGAUUGAUCAAGAGCGUGAGGGAGAGGAAAUUGACCGAGCUUUGUUGAAAAAUGUUGUGGAUAUUUUUGUUGAAAUUGGUACGGGACAAAUGGAUUACUACGUUCAUGAUUUCGAAGCAGCUAUGCUCAGAGCAACGGUUGCUUAUUAUUCUGGAAAGGCUUCAAACUGGAUCCAAGAAGAUUCGUGUCCAGAUUACCUGUUGAAAGUUGAGGAGUGUUUGAGAAGUGAGAAAGACAGGGUUUCUCAUUACCUGCAUCCCAGCAGCGAGCCCAAGUUGUUGGAGAAAGUCCAAAACGAGCUGCUUUCAGUUCAUGGUAUCCAACUUCUCACGAAAGAGCACUCAGGAUUUCAUGUGUUGCUCAGAGAUGACCAGGUCGAUGAUUUAUCAAGAAUGUUCAGACUCUUUUCAAGAUUACCUCAUCGCUUACAACUUGUUUCUAAUAUGUUCUGGGAGCAUGUUACUGAUGAAUUUCCAGGUUUGGUACAGCGGGCUCAAGAUGCUGCACGCAACAACACGCUUCAGGUGAAGGACGAUUCGGUUUCGUGGUACAUUUUUCUUUCACGUUCCAUUGUCACCUUAUUUGGACUGGUGUCAAGCUCAGUCUAAUUCUUUUUCACAUCCAAGUUGCCAGUGGAUAGUAUGUUUUGAAUCCGAUUGACGGGUACAUUCACUUUUAUCCCUGCCGGCAGAGUAGAUGAUCUGUUCUUAAGCAUAAACCGAUAUGUUGCUUGGUCUUCAGGUUUUUGACAUGGAGAAUGAGAUUGGAUUGCUGGAGGUGAAGUAUCAGGCUUACGUUAAUGGUUGCUUCGAAAACCAUACUCUUUUCCAGGAGGUGUGUGUUUGUCGCAAUUCAUAUCCAUAUGGUACUUACUAAUACUAUGUCCUGUUGGAAUCUGCUUCGUCUGAAUGAUCAAUGUUUUUAUGCACGCAGACACUGGAAACCGCUAUUAGGUACAUUUACCUGCUAUAUGCUCAUCGACUGCGACGUUAACAUGGUGAUUACUACGGAUGUUAAAUUGUCUGCAGAGAUGUAAUUGUCUUUCCCUUCUUGUUGUAAUUACUUUGAGUUUUGUUAAUUGUUGUUUACUGCUGUAAGUGGAUGUGUAAAUGACUGCAACAAACCUAAUAGAAAACUGAGAAUUAUAGUACUUCCACUAAGCAAAACUCAUUCAUAAUGUGAAGAACCACUUAAUUCUGGUUGCUUGUACCAUUUCACUUAGGUUUUGAUUAAGUUCUUCAAUAAUUUGAUUUUGUCGAAACUCAUUAUUAGUUAAGAUAUGAGGUGAAAUCAUUUUUUAACAAUAAUUUCUGUUUGGUACUCGUCUACAAACCAAUGGACGUAAUUUUUUUUUUUUUAUUGCAAUGAGGCGCAGAAACGCCAAGAAGAGAGAAAGCAGGGUUAUAGGGGGAGGGUUACAGAGGGAGUGACAAUAUUUCUAGGUAAAGUCAGCCCACGAUCAUCAUCCUUUAACGUAUCAAUAAGUUGGGCUGGAGGGUUGACUAGUUCAUGCAUACCGUAGGGAUAGACGAGACUGUGCUUCGAGAGCCAGUUCGCGACUCUAUUCCCUUCCCGGUAUGUAUGCACUAGAUUAACCAGCCAGUCCUGCGCCAAAAGUCUACGAAUCGUAUUGAGCAGGGAAGCAAAAGGGUGAGCCUGAUCAGACCUGUGCUGAAUGAGAUCGAUCGCAAGCUGAGAGUCUGUUUCCGCAAUGAGAAAUCGGAGCCCCUUGCGCCAAGCCAUCUCGAGACCAAUGGACGUAAUUACAAUGGUGCAAGUGCAACCAUCAUUUAAUUUAUAUAAUUUAGUUGCAACUAAAAUUUAACUUAUAUAUGGUUUAGUUAUAAAAAAAAUGGUUAGUUUGCUACAUAUGAUAUACUUAAGUGACACAUUGUGUAUUUGACCCUCAAUAACUAAAAUUUUCUCGG